AUGUUCACAGCCGUCCCCAGCCGGGUAAGUAUGCCGGAGCUUGACGCCCGGAUUCUUCAGUACUGGAAGGAAAACGACGUCUUUCGGCGUACUGAAUCUGAGCGUCCCGAUGCACCCCUUUUCAUGCUUUACGAGGGCCCACCGACUGCCAAUGGCAGCCCCGGGAUUCAUCACGUGCUGGCCCGCGUCUUUAAGGAUGUAAUUUGCCGCUACCGGACUAUGAAGGGGUAUCGGUGCAUCCGCAAGGGUGGUUGGGACACCCACGGCUUGCCUGUGGAGCUUGAAAUAGAAAAGGAACUCGGACUCAGUUCCAAGCGGGAAAUCGAAGAAUACGGUAUUGAAAAGUUCAAUGCACAGUGCCGGGAAAGUGUGUUUCGGUACGUUAAAGAAUGGGAGGUAAUGACUGACCGCAUCGGCUUUUGGGUCGAUAUGGAAGAUCCCUACGUCACCCUGCACAACGACUUUAUUGAGACCGGCUGGUGGAUCCUGAAGCAGCUAUGGGAUAAGGACCUUCUUUAUGAAGGCCUCCGGGGAACUCCCCACUGUCCCCGUUGUGAGACCAGCCUGAGUUCUCACGAGGUUGCGCUGGGAUACCAGGAAAACACUCCCGACCCUUCCGUAUUUGUGAAGUUCCGCAUAUCCGAACCGGUUAACGGCUUGCCUCAGGUAGAAGGUGUGCCCACCUUUUUCCUGGCAUGGACCACCACUCCCUGGACCCUGCCGGGCAACACCGCUUUGGCAGUCGAUGCCGAUGCAGAGUAUGCGGUGGUUGAGUUGGACCAUGAUGGUCAAAAGCAGCGAUUGAUUCUGGCAAGCCAACUGCUGGAAUCAAACAUGCGGGAAGAGUACGCUUCCGUAGCCGUGCUCAAGGGAUCGGAUCUGGUUGGUACAGGAUACGAACCUCUUUACCACCCGACGGAGUUUGGGGCCGAGAUUCGACGUUUUGUGCGUGAAACCGGGCCCGGGGGGACUACUAGCAUCGACUUGGUUUCGACGACAGAUUUUUCUCCGAAGGUCGUGUCCGGUGAUUUUGUUUCCAUGGACGACGGCACGGGCAUUGUACACAUAGCCCCUGCCUUUGGUGAUGAGGACCUCGGGUUGGGCCGGGAAAAGGAAUUAGCCUUUGUCCAGCCCGUUAACCUCCAGGGCAACAUAACGGGCGGCUAUGCUUUCUCCGGCAAGUUCGUUAAACAGGCCGACGAAGAAAUCAUGCAGGACCUGGAUGGUCGCGGGUUGCUGCACCAUCGGGACAUCUAUCGUCACACCUAUCCCUUCUGCUGGCGCUGUGAUACGCCCCUCCUCUAUUAUGCCAAGUCUUCCUGCUUGGAGGAACUGAAAGAAAAAGUAUCUUCAGCUAGUCAAGGCAUUUUUGACGAUUUGGACCUGCAUCGACCCUUCGUGGAUGAUGUGACGCUUAAUUGCUCCCAGGAUGGGUGCAGCGGACAGAUGCGUCGUAUCCCCGAGGUGAUGGAUGCCUGGUUUGAUUCCGGGGCCAUGCCCUUCGCCCAGUGGCACUACCCCUUUGACAACUCCAACAUCGGCGAAGAUGGUCGCUUUCCGGCGGACUACAUUUGCGAGGCGGUGGACCAGACACGCGGCUGGUUCUACAGCCUGCAUGCCUUGGCAACACUCCUGAAGGACGCCCUCCGCUGGUACCUCUUUACGGCUUCCCACCCUGGAGAGCCUCGGCGCUUCUCCGACAAGCUCGUUAGCGAGACGCUUCGCCGGGUCUUGCUGACAUUGUGGAAUGUCUAUUCGUUCUUCACAAACUAUGCCAGCAUUGACAACUUCCAUCCCGACCAGGUGCCCCAGGGCUGGAAGCCCGAGAAUGAACUGGACCGCUGGAUUUUGUCAGAGCUGAAUGUUCUUGUUGAGCAGGUGGACGGGUACAUGGAUGCCUAUAAUCCCACCGACUCGGGGCGCAGGCUACAGGAGUUUAUUGACCAGCUUUCAAAUUGGUACGUGCGCCGCAGCCGCCGUCGGUUCUGGAAGAGUGAAAACGAUACUGAUAAGCUUUCCGCCUACGCGACUCUUCACCGCUGCCUGGUGACUGUGUCCAGGCUAAUGGCACCCCUGGCGCCUUUCAUGGCCGAGGAAAUUUACCAAAACCUGGUAUGCUCGGCUGAUUCCUCGGCUCCGGACAGUGUCCAUCUUGACAGUUACCCGGUGCCGGAUCCUGCUCUCAUUGACCGGGAGCUUAUGGAAGCCACCCGCCUUGCAAUGCAGGUUUCCAGCAUGGGGCGGGCAGCCCGCUCCCGGGCCGGGGUUAAGGUGCGUCAGCCCCUUGCUGAGGUGAAAGUCUGGGGACAAGCCAAAUACCUUGCGCAAGUGCAGUCCCAAAUCCUGGAAGAGCUCAAUAUAAAGCAGCUAACGGUCAUAGAAGAUUUUGAAGGCGAAGCGCAGGGAUAUUUCGACCAGGUCCGGGCGGCUACGGAAGCUAGGAACAAGGGCGAAUUUUCCGGUCACGGGAUUCACCAGAUUGGGAAUUACUGGGUUUCUGUAGAACCGGGGUGCCUCGUAGCCAUCGACACCAAGGUGUCAGCGGAAUUGGCCGAUGAAGGCUUGGCCCGGGAGUUGGCCCACCGGAUCCAGGGUCUGAGGCGAAACGCAAACUUCGAACUCACGGACCGCAUAGCCACCUACUAUGAAGGACCCGAAGAAAUCGCCCGAGUUAUGGGGAGCCACUCCGACUACAUCAGCCAGGAGACGCUGAGCGACCAACUGGUUGCGGGCCCCUUGGAAAACCCGGAGGGUGUUGAAAGCCAGAAGAUAGAGGGCAUGGAAGUUACCCUGGCUGUCAAGCGGUUGUAG
Messenger RNA from Geodia barretti, 2811 nucleotides. The record is from the annotation of a GenBank genome assembly. NCBI's taxonomy places the organism in Eukaryota, Metazoa, Porifera, Demospongiae, Tetractinellida, Geodiidae.